Molecule: messenger RNA, 858 nt
Organism: Pimephales promelas (fathead minnow)
Lineage: Eukaryota; Metazoa; Chordata; Actinopteri; Cypriniformes; Leuciscidae
Product: hydroxycarboxylic acid receptor 2-like
Biological process (GO): positive regulation of Rho protein signal transduction; phospholipase C-activating G protein-coupled receptor signaling pathway
Cellular component (GO): plasma membrane
Molecular function (GO): G protein-coupled receptor activity
Source: RefSeq, a predicted model, not a curated record
AUGUUUUGUGGGACAAACGAGGAGGAAAUGAACUCCACCACACCAGGAGCUUCCACCAACUCCACAACACCUUCUAUAUUUCUAGUGGGGUAUCUGGAAAUGUGUGUGUUCAGCAUCAAUUUCUUGUUUGGUCUUCCUACACACUCCUAUAUUGCAUGGCUCAUCAUCACAGGAACAGGAAGUGGAGUUGCAUCAGAGAUCUUCAUCUUCAAUCUGUCUGUUUGUGAGAUUGGUAACUGUCUGGAUUUGUUGGUUUUUUUACUGCUUAAUUGGAUUUCAGUUCUUGGGCCAUUAGCUCUGUUUUUGCAAGGACUUUCCAUUGCUGGUCGUCCUCUGUUUCAGUGUCUGAUGUGUGUUGAGCGUUACCUGGCAGUGGUUCAUCCUGUAACCUUUCUGAAGUACAAACCUCUCAGAUAUAGAGUGAUCUGCUGCACUGUGGCCUGGAUAAUUAUUCUUUGCUCCUGUUUGGUCUGCAUGAUCACAUUAAUGUUAAAUAAUGUUAAUGCACAUACAUGGUUCUUCUUAAUGCAGUUCCUCCUCUUCCUCUCCAUCCAGUUGUUUUGUCUUGUGGCUGUUCUCAGAGCUCUGAAGCAGUCAGGACCAGGAGAGAGAGGGAGAGAGAGAAAGGAAGAAAACCACAUGAAGAGAAGAGCGUUUCAUAUUAUUCUAAUAACUACUGUGAACAUAGUUUUCACAUAUAUCCCAAUUAUUAUCUCAGGAGUAUUUGUAAUUCUGAUGAAUGGGUAUCACUGGACAUAUUGGGCUCCUGGUUUGGUUUGUUUUGUUCUAGCUAGUUUUGUUCAGCCUGUUCUUUAUCUGCACCGCUCUGGAAAACUCUCUGGCUUCUGUUCCUCAUAA